This is a messenger RNA of Suncus etruscus (white-toothed pygmy shrew), 5401 nucleotides long. RefSeq names its product ENAH actin regulator (gene ENAH). The coding region runs from base 55 to 2457 and encodes 800 amino acids. Gene Ontology annotation, biological process: actin polymerization or depolymerization; axon guidance; actin polymerization-dependent cell motility. The transcript is spliced from 15 exons. Lineage: Eukaryota; Metazoa; Chordata; Mammalia; Eulipotyphla; Soricidae. The record is from RefSeq and is a predicted model, not a curated record. Gene Ontology annotation, molecular function: profilin binding; SH3 domain binding.
CCGCCCGCUCCCCGCCUCCCCUCCACUCGCCGCGCAGGGGCCGCCGCCGGCACCAUGAGUGAACAGAGUAUCUGUCAGGCAAGGGCUGCUGUGAUGGUUUAUGAUGAUGCCAAUAAGAAGUGGGUGCCAGCUGGUGGCUCAACUGGGUUCAGCAGAGUUCAUAUAUAUCACCAUACAGGCAACAACACCUUCAGAGUGGUGGGCAGGAAGAUUCAGGACCAUCAGGUGGUGAUAAAUUGUGCCAUUCCUAAAGGGUUGAAGUACAAUCAAGCGACACAGACCUUCCACCAGUGGCGAGAUGCUAGACAGGUGUAUGGUCUCAACUUUGGCAGCAAAGAGGAUGCCAAUGUCUUCGCAAGUGCCAUGAUGCAUGCCUUAGAAGUGUUGAAUUCACAGGAAACAGGGCCAACAUUGCCUAGGCAGAAUUCACAACUACCUUCUCAAGUUCAAAAUGGCCCAUCGCAAGAGGAAUUGGAAAUUCAAAGAAGGCAACUGCAGGAACAACAACGGCAAAAGGAGAUGGAGCGGGAAAGACUGGAGAGAGAAAGAAUGGAAAGGGAAAGAUUGGAGAGAGAGAGGUUAGAAAGAGAAAGGCUUGAGAGGGAGCGGCUAGAACAAGAGCAGCUGGAGAGAGAAAGACAAGAAAGGGACCGCCUGGAUCGCCAGGACCGCCUGGAGAGGGAGAGACAAGAACGGGAGAGGCUGGAGAGACUUGACCGGGACAGGCAAGAGAGAGAGCGACAGGAGCAGUUAGAGAGAGAACAGCUGGAAUGGGAGCAAGAACGAAGACUAUCAAGUGCUGCUCCAUCUUCCGACAGCUCCCUGUAUAAUGCUCCACUUCCUGAGUAUGCCAGUUGCCAGCCUCCUUCAGCACCUCCUCCAUCAUAUGCUAAAGUCAUCUCAGCUCCAGUGUCAGAGGCCACUCCUGAUUAUGCUGUAGUGACCGCUUUGCCACCUUCUUCCACACCCCCUACACCACCACUGCGACACUCAGCGACACGUUUUGCAACAUCUUUAGGUUCAGCCUUCCACCCUGUUCUUCCCCAUUAUGCUACAGUUCCUCGUCCUCUGAACAAAAACUCUCGACCUUCUUCUCCUGUGAACACACCCUCUUCUCAGCCUCCAGCUACGAAGCCCUGUGCCUGGUCUACUUCCAAUUUUUCGCCCCUCCCUCCAUCUCCUCCAGUAAUGAUUAGCAGCCCCCCUGGCAAAGCUACUGGUCCACGGCCUGUUCUCCCUGUUUGUGUUUCUUCUCCUGUGCCCCAAAUGCCUCCAUCACCUACAGCAUCCAAUGGGCUGCUUGACUCUGUAAUAUAUCCAGUGUCUCCGCCGCCUACCUCAGGGCCAGCAGCUCCGCCACCGCCGCCUCCACUGCCGCCCCUCGCACCACUCUCACACUGUGGAUCUCAAGCUUCUCCUCCAAGCACCCCUAUUGCCUCAACUCCCUCAUCCAAGCCUAGUGUUCUCCCUUCUCCUUCUGCAGCUGCCCCUGCCUCUGUGGAGACUCCUCUAAACUCUGUGCUGGGAGACUCCUCUGCUUCUGAGCCAGGCUUGCAGGCAGCCUCUCAGCCGGCCGAGACUCCAGCCCAACAGGGCAUUGUCUUGGGACCACCUGCACCUCCACCACCCCCUCCUCUCCCACCAGGUCCUUCCCAGGCUGCUGCAGCUAUCCCUCUUCCCCCAGGCCCUCCUCCGCCCCCUCCACUUCCAUCUGCAGGACCUCCCCCUCCCCCUCCGCUCCCUCCUCUUCCUAACCAAGCCCCCCCACCUCCUCCACCACCACCUGCUCCUCCCCUCCCUGCAUCUGGAUUUUUUAUGGGAUCCAUGUCAGAAGACAAUCGCCCUUUAACUGGACUUGCAGCUGCAAUUGCUGGAGCAAAGCUUAGGAAAGUGUCACGGAUGGAGGAUGCUUCUUUUCCAAGUGGAGGAAAUUCUAUUGGUGUGAAUUCAGCCUCUUCUAAAACAGAUUCCGGUCGUGGCAAUGGACCCCUUCCUCUAGGGGGUAGUGGUUUAAUGGAAGAAAUGAGUGCUUUACUGGCCAGGAGGAGAAGAAUUGCUGAAAAGGGAUCAACAACAGAAACAGAACAAAAAGAAGACAAAAACGAAGAUUCAGAGCCUGUGCCUUCGAAGACGUCUUCAACAAGUACACCUGAACCAACAAGAAAACCCUGGGAAAGAACGAAUACAAUGAAUGGCAGCAAGUCCCCUAUUAUUUCCAGACGGGAUUCUCCAAGGAAAAAUCAGAUUGUUUUUGACAACAGGUCCUAUGAUUCAUUACACAGACCAAAAUCUGCACCCUCCUCACAGCCCAGUGCCAACGGAGUCCAGACAGAGGGCCUAGACUAUGACAGGUUGAAGCAGGAUAUUUUAGAGGAAAUGAGAAAAGAAUUAGCAAAGCUAAAAGAAGAGCUCAUUGAUGCAAUCAGGCAGGAACUCAGCAAGUCAAAUACUGCAUAAAGAGACAAACUAAAGAGAGAUGUGACUUUAAUCUAGAGAAAAAAACAACCUACAAACAACUGUUAACAACAAAACCCUACAUUUACUGUGAGCUGUAAGAAGGAAAUGAAGAUAGUCAGAAGGAGGGAAGAUAAACAACAUAUUUUGAACGCCUUCAGACACUAUUAUAUUUCUCUGACAAUUAAGCUAUUUCCUCCCAUUUGCUGCUUUUUUCUGACCUUUACAACAGGAUGGAAGAGAGUCUUAAAAGACUGUAACUGUUAUGCAGAAAAUACUAAACCCAUGAGGCAAGAUCAUCGAGCAUUGAAAUAUUUUCAUGUCAAGAUAAAAAUCGCACAUUUCCACAAUUCCAUUGCUAAAAUAAAGAGGAGAAAGGCUGGAGAAGUUUUUUCAGAGUGCUGAUAAAAGAACUUAGCAAGCUAUGCUAUUGUAUUGUAAUCGUUUCUCAGGUUUGUCUUCCUAUCAUAUUUGAUAUUCCAUGAGUAACUGGGAUCAGCCCUAGGUAGAUUAAGAUCAUAAAAUGUGGAACAGAUGGAAUUGUAUGUGCUUUCAAAGGGCGAAAUUUAUAAGAAAGUGCCCUACAUAUGAUUUGUCCAACUUGAGGAAUUUUAGAAUGAUAGGAAGUCUCUUGAACUAGCCUUCAUGCAAUUUUGUAGAUUAAAACAUAAAUUCAUCCAGAAUAUGAAGAUUUAGAUGCCUUCCUAAAUUGUUACAAUGCUUUACCAAAUCUACGAUUCCUACAUAACACAAACCAGUGGUCAAAUGUAAAACAAUAUAUUGUAGAUUUACUGUAGGUUUUCAACCUUUUUUUAGAUUUAUGCAUGUGGACAUUUUUAUAAUGUAAUUCAACCACCACAAAAUUAGCUUUUUUAAUUGCAGGAAGUAAUGCAUGACACACUAAUAUGUAGUAGCCUUCUCAAGGCCUAAUCCCAGGGAAAAGAUUUUGUAGAUUAUAGGGGGAGUUGGGAGGAAGGGAAGGAAUAAUUUUUUAUUUAAAAUUAACUUCUGCAUUAUCUUAUUUUCCCCCCCUCAAUUACCUGCAUGAAUAAUAUGAGAAAUAUUUUGUGAUUUCAAUUGGUAAAUAUGUUAACAAAAGCAAGUACUUAAUCUUUUCAUCAUGUCUUCAGCUAUUUAUAUCUUAACCUGAGUAAUUUCAGUGAUCUGGAACAUGAUUUGGAGCUUCACACAACAUAUCUUACUGUGGAACUCAAACAUUGAUCUCUGAAUUUGGCAGUUGUUAUUCCCAGUCCCCACAGUUACACAGCGUGUUCAGGUACACGUUCCUCACAACAGCGCUGCUUUUGAAUUUUGUUAUGUUGAAAUAAAUACGAGAAGUAAUAAUGAUGGCAGCCACUAAGGUCACAGAAACCAUUGGACAAGAAAACAAUGAGGAACUCUACAGAAUUACCUUUUAAUAUAUAAAGAGACAGGUGUUGGGAAGAAGGAAUUAGAUACUCUACUUACCACUGUGUGUAUGUAUGUAUGUAUACACACGUGCAUGUAAGUAUGCAUGCAUGUGUGAUUGUCUGUAGUCUACUUGCUUUUUGGAGGAAACUCCUAAGAUUAAAAAUAGGGGAGAAAUCCUGUAUGUUGCAAUGAUAGUUUGUUUUUUUAUUUUAAUUUAGAAAAUCAAAACUUUUCCAGGCUCUCGCAUCUUGAUUUUAUGCUUGAGUUUUUAUGUGCCAUAUUUGCUUUGAAAUCUUUGAUUUUAGAAAUUUCACUAAAAUUUUGAAGAAAUGAUCCAUUUUCAUCUGCUUUCUAGGUUUGUUACUCCUUGGUUCAUAAGACAGCUUGUUAAUAGCAUAGUUUUCUAAAUACUACAGAGUCGCAGCCAUUGCCACUUCAAAGAGGUUUGAAUGAGGGAAUUUUUUUUUCCUUGUUGAAAUAAUUGCUAUUUCUCUAGAAACUUCAUUUUUAGAUUAAUCUGUGAUGAAUGAGCUAUCAUAAUUAAUUUACAGGUUUUUUUUUAAAUCAACUAUUCAUUGUCAUGCAAUAGUAGUAAAGGCAUUAAAGAUGCAACAAGCUUAUAAAGAACUAUUUUUAAAAAAGAAAUAGGAGGCAUUUUCAUCUUUAUUAUUGUACUUCGGUUAUGCAAACACUUUGAUAUAAUCAUUUAUGUUCCGUAUAAAUCUGGUCAGAAAUCACCUUUGAUUUUGUUGGUCAAGUUUUAAAUAGUUUCUAGUGGGAUAGAGUACUGAGAACAAGUGGUCCAAAGUAAAAGGCUAGGAAAGUGCUAGAUCUUAAAAAGAAACUGGUUUAUGCACUAAAUGUUUUGUGCCUUGGUCUAAUAUUAACUUGAUGUCCGUAAAAUGACAAAGAAGAACCAGUGUUGAAUCACCUAUUUCCAUCAUUUGCAUUAUUCCAGGUUGUUCACUGUUCUUUCAAAGAAGUUUGAAUUAAUAUAUAUGUUUACUGUCAUCCAUGAUAAUAUUGUCAUUGUUAGAGAUUUCAGUAAUUAAAAUGGGAAACAGAAGCUUAAUGGUUUUUUUCUUAUCAAAACUGUUCCUUGGAACCAUAAUAAUGCUGAUUUUGUGCUCUUGUACAUGGAAUGUCUUAAGCCGAGUGCAGUUUAGGGAAUCCUUUCUAAUGACAGAAAGGUACUUCUUUCCUCAACACUGUGAUCUGACCUGUGACAAAUCUGUACUAUACACUAUGUAAAUGGCUAACAAGUCUUUUGCAAACCAAUAUUGAAUGUACAAAUCUUAGUGCUGGUGCUGAAAUCUCUUCAGAAUAGUCAUCAUGAUUUCAAAGUUUGUUUUGAAAUUGCAAGCAUCAAGUGUCAAUCAAAACUGAAGAUGAAACACUAAUGAAUGUUGAAUUCUCAUGCUUUAGGUGUACUUUUUAGAUUUUUUUUUCAGUUUUCUAUUUUUACCGUACUGUUCAUUUAAACUUCCCACACGCUAACUUCAUUUGUGUGAUUGAAAAUAAAAUUGCGGUAUCUACA